AUGUUCACUAUCUAAAAACCAGAUUACAUUUAAAUAUUUAAUGACUUAUUUUCCAAAAGUGAUACUUAUUUUAAAAUUAUAGAAUCAUCUGAUUUCCCUUCUUUUGAUGUUUUAUAAUAAUUUAAAUACUUAAAUGAAGUUGCUUAAAAACAGAAUGAACCUCCUUUAGUUAUUGAUCUAACUGUUAUCUAAUCUGGUUUUAAUUCUAAAAGUUAAUAAAGUAGUUCUGUUUUGGUUUAAGAUAAUUAUGAUACUUAAAAUGGAUUUAAUUCUUAAAAUGAUAACUCUAUUUCAGGCUGGAAUGGUAAUUCUUUGAUUAAUAAUAAAAAUAAAAUAGAAACUGCCUGGGGAUCAUAAAAUAAUAAUAAUAAUAAAGUAGAAUAGAAUUCUCUUUAAGGAGUAGGUUGGGGGUCAACUUCAACUAAUAAUGAUAAUAAUAAAGUAUAAACUCCAGUAUGGGGCUCCUAAAGCAAUUAAAACAAUAAUAAGUCUGCAGGAUGGGUAAUUUCUAACAAUAAUAAUAGUUCCUCUGGAGGAUGGGGAUCUUCAAAUAAUAAUCAAGGAAAUAAAAGCGAAAGCUUAGCCAAUAAUGCGACAUCUUCUUCAUGGGGAAACACUGAAAACAAGCAAGGAGAAGGAAGAACAGGGUGCAUGGGAAAUAACGAAAAAAAGCAAGAAACAUCUGGAGGAUGGGGAAACGUUGAAAGUAAAUAAGAAGGAGGAUGUGGUAGUUAAUAAAAAUAGGAAAGUUUAGGAUGGAGUAAUUAAACAGAAACUAAUAAUAAUAUAGGAUGGGGUUAAGAUAAUAAUAAUAAAAACAAAGAUAGUAAUAGUUCAUUCUUCUAUAAAUCAAGAAACUAAGGUAAUCAAGAAAAUAAUGAUCGUUAAGGAGGAGGAGAAAGAAAAAAAGGUUGCUUUAAAUGCGGAGAAGAAGGCCAUAUGUCCCGUGAUUGUUCAAAUGGUAAUUCAAGAGAGAAGAAGAAUAAUUCAUGCUUUAAUUGCGGUGAAAUAACCCAUAUGUCAAAAGAAUGUCCUAAUCCUAAAAAACCUAGAAGUAUUUAAUGUUAUAAAUGUUAACAAGAAGGUCAUAUGGCAAAAGAUUGCCCAAAUGCUUAGCAAUAUUAAGCUCGUGUAAUGAAAUGUUUUUUAUGUAAAAAAGAAGGCCAUAAAAGUAAUGAUUGUACAGAACCUCCAUUAUGUAUGAAAUGUAAAGAAUAAGGACAUUAAUCUAAAGACUGCUAAAAUCCAGACCAUAUGAAUAAACGAGUUUGCUUUAAUUGCGGAGAUGAAGGUCAUCCUACAAAAGGUUGUCCAUAAAAUUAAUAAAACAGUUUUAGAAACAAUAAUGAUACAAAUUCAACAUAUUAAAAACCUGGAGGAUUUUAAUAAAGAGAAAAGCCAAAAUGUUUUAAAUGUUAAAAAGAAGGACAUAGAGCAAUUGAUUGUACUGAACUUCCAUAUUGCUUUAAAUGCUUGCAAAAUAUACAUUCUAGUAAAGAAUGUGAUCAUCCAGAAAAUUCUAAAAAAAGAGUGUGCUUUAAUUGUGGUGAUGAAAAGCAUUGUUCAAAAGAUUGUCCUAAAGUAUAAUAAAGAAGAAAUAAUAACAAUAACAAUGGUAAUAAUGAUAACAAACAAGGGUUUAAUAAUUCUUCUUCAUAAAAUGCUUGGGGUGGUGGUUGUGAUAGUAAUACUGGAUGGGGAGAUUCGAAAAAUGUUGGUUCUAACACAGGAGGAUGGGGAGAUACUUCAGCAACUAAUAAUAACACUGGAUGGGGAAAUACUUCUACAGCCAAUAAUACAAUUAAUGUAGGAUAGGGAGAUAAUUAACAACAAAAAACUAACUCUGGAUGGGGUGAUUCUUCUCAAUAGAAAGAAUAAACUUAAAGCAAAGCAUCUAAUGAACAGGAAAACGAAACUAAAACAUCAAAUAGUUGGGGAAGCUUAAAUAAUAAUUCUUCAAAUUAAGCUUCUGGAGGAGGAUGGGGAAAUCAAACAAAUACUAAUAAUAGUACUAAUAAUACUGGUGGAUGGGGUUAAACUAAUAAAUCAGAAAAUGAUUAAGAGAGAAAUAAUGUUUCUAGUAAUAAUGGAGAAUGGGAAAAUAAUAAAAAUUAACAAGAUUAAUCGGUAAAUAAUGCGAAUUAAAGUGUUUGGGGUAACUAAAUCCAAUGGUGAGGCUUUCCAUGUUUUUUAAAUAAAUUAUUAUAUUAAAUUUGAGUUUUAUAUAAAUUUUGAUGCUGAAGACAUUAUAU
Molecule: messenger RNA, 2252 nt
Organism: Ichthyophthirius multifiliis
Lineage: Eukaryota; Ciliophora; Oligohymenophorea; Hymenostomatida
Product: universal minicircle sequence binding protein, putative
Exons: 1
Biological process (GO): positive regulation of cytoplasmic translation
Cellular component (GO): cytoplasm
Molecular function (GO): translation regulator activity; mRNA binding; single-stranded RNA binding
Source: RefSeq, a predicted model, not a curated record